GAAAAAACUUGUUUACUGGUACAAUACCUUCAAACAUAGGAAUCAUCUCUAAAGUUUUAAAACUGGACCUCUCUCUAAAUAACUUUGAUGGUACUCUACCUCUUUCCCUUUCUAAUCUAACACUAGUUGAGGAACUUGACCUCUCUGGAAACAAUAUCACUGGCCAAAUAAACCCGAGUUUGUUCCCUAACUCAACAGAACAAACAUCUUCUGGUAUCAUCAGUAUCAAAAGACUUCUCUUUCAAGAUACAUUUCUAGAGGGUCCGAUUCCAUCUACAAUUGGAAACUGCAAAUACCUUUCCCUUAUUGCUUUCGAUAGAAGUCAGUUUUCAGGCCAUAUCCCUUCGUCGAUGGCCAAUCUUAGUGAGUUAUCCAUCCUACGAUUGAAUGAAAAUCAUUUCAGCGGAUCAAUCCCUGCCUUAAUUGGUAGACUCACUAAGUUGACCGAUCUUCGGUUGUUUCUAAAUCAAUUCUCUGGCCAUAUACCUCAAGAUAUUGGCAAUUUCUCAUCGAUGACUAUACUUCAUUUGGGGGCAAACAACUUCACAGGAUCACUACCUCCCUAUGUUUGCAAGGGUGGAAAGCUAGUUAACUUUAGUACUACUGGUAAUAGUUUUACAGGGCCAAUACCAAUAAGCCUUAAAAAUUGUCCCAAUCUGUACCGUGUUCGCCUUGAACAUAACCAACUGACUGGAGAUCUUGAACAGGCCUUUGGAGUUUAUCCUAACUUGAAUUAUAUUGACUUGAGUUACAACAAAUUACGCGGUAAACUGUCAGAAACUUGGGGCAGAUGCCAAAACAUGUCUGUUCUUAGGUUAGCUGGAAACUUUCUUAGUGGUGAAAUACCAAGAAACAUUUUCCAGUUACCUCGGUUGAUGGAAUUAGACCUCUCUUCAAAUCGGCUACAAGGAAAUAUAUCACCUCAAGUUGGACAAAGCUCGAAACUGCUGGAACUGUCUUUGCAAAAUAACGUUCUUUCAGGGCAUUUACCAGUACAGCUUGGAGGCUUAUAUGGAUUACAGCAUCUGGAUAUCUCCAGCAACAAUUUAACUGGACCGAUCCCACACGAAAUCGGAAGGUGCUCAAAUCUGUUGAACUUGAAUUUGAGCAUCAACAGUUUAUCGGGCCAACUUCCCCAUGAGAUCGGGCAGUUAAUUCAGCUACAGAUUUCUUUAGACCUGAGUUAUAAUUCCCUUACAGGAGGGAUACCAGCAGAGCUCGACCAGCUCAUAAGCCUUCAAAGCUUAAACAUUUCUCAUAAUAAUCUGAGUGGCCAAAUCCCUUCUUCACUAGCCUCACUCACCAGCUUACAAGUUGCUGAUUUCUCAUCUAAUGAAUUAGAGGGCCCACUUCCAGACAACAAGGCAUUCUCUUCAUUUCCUUUGCAAUGUUUUGCUGGCAACAAGGACUUGUGUGGUAAAAUUAGAGGCAUGAAACCAUGCAGGAAUUCACAAGCUGCUUCACCUCCCACACGAGGCCGAGGGAGACAAAAGACUGUCAUAGUAAUCACAGCUUCCUCAAUGGCAAGUGCCUUUCUUCUUCUUCUUCUUCUUCUUGUUGUAUCCUGCAGCAUAUUAUUUUGGAGAAGAUGUAAAUUGGGAAAGUGUAGACAAUUACAGCAAGCUCAAGAUUCAGAAGAUGUGUACAGUGCUCUCAACUUCGAUGGGAAACUAGUGUACAGGGACAUAGUGGAAGCCACAGAAAACUUUGACAGUCUGUAUUGCAUUGGAAGUGGCGCAACCGGGAGUGUUUACAAAGCAGCACUUCCGAAUAAUCAAGUAUUAGCAGUUAAGAAGUUCAAAGUGGAAAAGGCAGAGUUAGUGCCUAGGAGUUUCGUGAAUGAAGUAAAAGCAUUAACAGAGAUUCGACAUAAAAACAUUGUGAGGUUUUAUGGCUUCUGUUUGCACAAUAACAUAACAAUGUUGGCGUACAAGUAUGUGGAAAGAGGAAGCUUAGAUGAUGUGUUAAGAAGUAAUGAAGGAUCAAAGGAGCUAGAUUGGGAAAAGAGGGUGAGAAUCAUCAAGGGUGUUGCUGAUGCCCUGGCAUACAUGCAUCACAAUUGCGUACCGCCUAUUGUUCACCGCGACAUAUCAAGUAAAAAUGUUUUGUUGUGCGCUCAAUUAGAGGCUCAUGUCUCUGACUUUGGUACUGCCAAGUUCCUAAAUCCAGAUUCAUCUAAUUGGACUGCACUUGCUGGAACAUACGGCUACCUAGCCCCAGAGUUGGCUUACACCAUGACUAUAAAUGAAAAGUGUGACGUGUACAGUUUUGGUGUUCUAGCACUAGAAGUCCUGAUGGGAGCACAUCCACGAGAGUAUGUUUGGAAGUUGCAUUCCGAUGACCAAAUGGAAAAACAGCUUAAGUAUGUAUUAGACUCUCGUCUUGCUUAUCCAACAGGUUUAAAACUCAUUGAACAGUUGAAGUCUGUAUUAGAAGUAGUCAAUAUGUGCCUUAAUGUCAAUCCGCAAUCCAGGCCUACCAUGAAUUACGUGUCUCAGAUGCUGGGAAGAACCGGAAGACACACCCAAAAAGGAACGGUUGACUUCUCUGACUUGAAUUCGGACAUUGAGGUUUCUUUUGGUUUGACAGAAAACACAUUUUAGGAAUAUGUUUUUUCAAUGUUCCUUGUCUGUUCUCCUUUUUCCCUCCAUAAUAUCUUCCUCAUCUCCUUUUCACUUCCAUUUUUUAUGUCCUUUAAAAAUAAAAAUAAAAUAUUUUACUAUUGUAUUUUUCCUUGAAAAUUAAUUUUUUGAAUUUUCCUUUUUUUUUUCUUCAACCGUUCAUUAUUUUUUUCCACCUCUAUUUCAUUUUUUUCUCUAUACCUUUUUUUUUAAGGAAAACACAAAAACUAUUUUGCAGUUAUGUUUCCCCAUAAAAAUUGUCUUCAGUUAAAACAAAAUGACCGUAAAUGUCCUACCAUGAUUGCUUUCGUAUUCAAAGGCGUCUUGAUAAGUCAAACUCAAGACAUCUAUAUUCAAAGGCAUCUAUAACUUGGGGGUUUGUGGUGUUGAGCACAAUUAGAGGUGUAAAUAAAUCGAUAUGUUUAUGAACAAGUUCGAGCAAAUAUUUAAGAUUUGUUUAUUAAACAAGUUUUAAAUUCGAACAUCUCGUUUAUAGCUCGUAUGCUUUAAUAGAAUAAUACUUCCGUAUGAAAAAUAUAUGUUUCCCUAAUUAAUUAUAAUGU
Spinacia oleracea (spinach) is the source of this 3184-nucleotide messenger RNA. RefSeq names its product MDIS1-interacting receptor like kinase 2-like. The coding region runs from base 351 to 2603 and encodes 750 amino acids. Gene Ontology annotation, biological process: protein phosphorylation. NCBI's taxonomy places the organism in Eukaryota, Viridiplantae, Streptophyta, Magnoliopsida, Caryophyllales, Amaranthaceae. The transcript has 2 exons. The record is from RefSeq and is a predicted model, not a curated record. Gene Ontology annotation, molecular function: protein kinase activity; protein binding; ATP binding.